AUGUUGGUGAUUUAUAUGUAUUCAUGGAAAUCAUCUUAUAUUAAGGACGAGGAAAGUGAUGAUGGAUACUUACUGCAAUUUGUUGGACAAAAGAGCUUUUUAACGAAAAGUGACAAACUUCUAAUAACCUAUAGUGAUGUGCGUUCAGCGUUCGAUAACUAUAGAAGUCCACGAUUUGUCCUUCGCCGUAAAAGCAUAGUGUUAUUGGAUUACGUGAAACCAAGACCUAUUCAUAAGAUUAGUGUUGAAUUCACGGUAUACUGCGGUAAAACUUCAUUAGUCCGAAAAGCUUCAGCUAAAGUGCCGACCCAUAAUCCACGUUGGGUAGAUGAAAUGAUAUCUUUCGAUUUGUAUAUGAAGGAUUUGCCACCAGCAGCAAUUCUUACGGUUCAUUUGGUGGAGACGAAGAUUAGGAAAGGAAAGGUACCGCCAGAAGAUCGCGUUCUUGGAUGGGUGAAUAUACGUUUACUUGAUUGGCGUGGUGAGCUUCUACAAGGUUUAGUGACGUUGAACCUAUGGGGUGGAGAGCCAGAAAUUCCGCCGUAUGGUAGAAUUGGAAACAACGACAAAAAGCUCGGUUCAAAUUGUCGUUUGGUUAUUGAGCUAAACCGUUAUCGUUCACCAAGGGUACGAAUGCCGGAAAGCAGCCAGUUUGCUCCUUUUGUGCGAUUUAUUCGCUCGCUUGAAAAGCCACAGAGGAUGGUCCGCUUUCAAGUUUUUGCAAUCAUGCAUUAUGUCAGCGAACACAUCCCGGAUGCACUUCUUCUCAUAGCAGAAUCUGAGGUGACUUGGCGUAAGCGUGAGCACUUCACCGAACUCUACGUGAUGCUAGAAAGUUGGGGGCGGCUCACUGUUGGAACGGCGUUAUGUAUUCUCGGCAAAAAAUGUAUGGACCCAAUGAUUCGUCGGUUUGCUGUCAAUCAGUUGGAACUUACGCUCGAUAACCAAACUUUUCCGUUGUUCAUGCUUCCAUUCAUUCAAGCGUUGAAAUGCGAGGCGUUCUCGUACACUCCACUGUCAUGUUUGCUUUUGAAAAAAGCGUUAUACGACUACCGAAUUGGACACAAAUUCUUUUGGUUGUUGAGAGCGGAAUUGGCCAAUCUAAAAGAUUCAGAUGGCAAUAUAACAGAAAUGUAUAGACGAUUCGCUCUUUUGAUAGAAGCAUAUCUGCGCGGAAAUGACGAGCACAUUCGAACAGUGUUGAAACAGGUCGAAAUGGUUGAUCUUCUGAACAGGCUGAGUAUUGUUGUCAAGGGAAUUCGUGAGAAGGAUGCUGCAACUGAGCGCCUACGAGAAGAGCUACGGAAUCAUUGUCCAAGCUUGGAAAAAAUUGACUCCCCGCUCGAUCCAGGGAAUUCACUUGGCUGCUUGCGAAUCGAUAAAUGUCGAGUGUUAGGUAGUGCGAAGAUGCCGUUGCUGCUCUCUUGGCAAAAUCGUAGCCCUCUUUCUGAAUAUUACCUUCCCACAUAUGAAAUCAUCUUUAAGAAUGGAGAUGAUUUACGUCAGGAUAUGUUGGUGUUGCAAGUUCUGGAAGUGAUGGACAGUAUUUGGAAAAGAAAUCAGCUUAAUUGUUGUUUAAGCAUAUACCCUGUUCUUCCUAUGGGAACCAAAUAUGGUAUGAUUGGUGUUGUACCAAACUGUUCUACCAUCUUCGAAAUUCAAUCUGAGGGUGGUAAGGUGGGAGUGGCUGUUAAAUCGCUCGAAACAACAUUCAUUAACCGCUAUAUAAAGAACAAUGCUGGUUCUACAAGGAAGUACAUGGAGUGUGUUGACAGAUUUUUGAUGUCUUGCGUUGGUUAUUCGGUUGCUACCUUUAUUAUGGGAAUAAUGGAUCGGCAUAAUGACAACAUAAUGAUGACAAACGAUGGGAAGCUUUUUCAUAUAGAUUUUGGUCAUAUUUUGGGCCACGGAAAGACUAAGCUAGGCAUUAAGCGGGAUCGUGUGCCCUUUGUUCUCACUGAACACUUCCUUUGUGUUAUUGGACAAGGUCGACCUGUAUCAAGGGAUAGCCAUGAGGUUGCAAAAUUUAAGAGGCUGUGUUGUGAUGCUUAUAUGAUGUUAUGGGAGAAACGCGAUCUCUUUCUUUCACUUUUCACUGUGAUGCAAACAAUGGAAUUGCCUGAGUUGUCGACCGAUUCCGAUUUGGACCACUUAAAGUUGCGUUCCAUAAUGGAAUGGCAGCUGAAGCACGAAACUUUUUCUCUGAAGUGUUCGAUGAAGCUUUCAACGGCUCAUGGGCCACAAAGACCAACUGGUUUUUUCAUGCUGUCAAGCACAUAUAGGUUGUUUUACUCACUAGUUUCAGCACAUAUUAGCUAG
This is a messenger RNA of Angiostrongylus costaricensis, 2319 nucleotides long. Lineage: Eukaryota; Metazoa; Nematoda; Chromadorea; Rhabditida; Metastrongylidae. The record is from the annotation of a GenBank genome assembly.